UCCCUGCGGAGCACAGGGGCACGCUCGGUGCUGUGGCCUUGAGGAAAGCGGGGCAGGGUGCGGGGGGGUCCCCGGAGCCGCCUGCCUCUUCUAACGAAUGCGGCACUGGCCCGCGGGUGGGGACAGCAAUUGGGAAGGAGGAGGCCAAGCGGACAGAGGGGAUGUGUGCCUAAAUACAGGGAAUGCAAGUGUCGGCCAUGGUUUAGGAUAUUUUGGGGUUAAAAGAUGUUGGGGUUUUAUUCGCUUAAGCAUCUUAUUUUUGAAGAGUGAUUUUCAGAUUAGAGGCCUUGCCUUCGUUCUUAAAGGAAAUGUCAGGGAGAGAUUUGUGGCAAGUAUGUUGCAAAGGGUCAGGCCGUGGCUUUGGUGUAAGUAAUUCGGAAAUUCAGUGUUAGCUUAAGUUUAGUUCUUCCAUGAGAAACCACCAGGAGGAUGAUAUCUAGGGAAUUUGUAAACCUAAUACAUUUCAGUAGGCAUUGAAUUAGGGAAAAGUGAAAAAAUAAAGGAAAUAUAACCAAUUUACCAGUAACUUAAAACAAUGAGCAGUGAUACCUGUUUAAACAGCAUCUUCAGGUACAUUUUUGCAGAAUAUUGAAGCUUGGUGGUAGCAGGGAUUAGCAAAUCUCAAUUGCAUAGGUAUGAUUAUCUCAUUUGCUUGAAUAAAUGUUUUUUAUAAAACUGAUUUUUGUGGCAACACAACUGUUCAUGAGACAAAAAACAUUUUGUAGAAAGAUAAGGCAGAUGUAAGACGCAAAGGCCUUGAUUAAACAGGGAACUCAUGACAGAGCUCCAGUGCAAAAAGGAUACAUACAGGGGGUGGAAGUGGAGACAGGCUACAAAGGAGGAAUACAGAAAUAUUGCCCAGGCAUGUGAGGAUGGCAUUAGGAAAGCCAAAGUUAAGCUAGAUUUGAAACUAGCAAGAGAUGUCAACGGUAAUGAGAUGCUGUUUAUCAGGAAAAGGAUUCACAAGGAAAAUAUGGUGGUGCUGCUGCUGAGUGGGGCAAGUGUGUUAGUGACAGCAGACACAGAUAAGGAUGAGAUAGUGGAUGUCUUCUUUGCCUCAGACUUCACCAAUAAGGUCUCCCAGGCCUUUUGUCACAAGGCAGGGUUCAAGGAGAGGAGGAACUACAAGUUGUGGAAGAGGAUUGAAGCAGGGAUUGUUUACCUGACAAGUCUGUGGGCCCAGGUGGACACAAAGGUACACUCUGUCAUCUUUAAAAGGCCAUGAGAUUAGGGGAGAUCCCUGAAGACUGGAGAAAGGCAAACCUUGCAUUCAUCUUCCAAAAGGGCAAGAAGGACAAUCCAGAGAACUACAGGGCUGGUCAACCUCACUCCUUCCACCUGUGGAAAGAUCAUGGAGGAAGCCAUUUGUAGGCAUAAGAAGGCACAGGUGGUAACUGGGGGUAGCCAGCUUUGGAUUGACCAAGGAUAAAUCAUGCCUGACCAACUGGCUUGUCCUCUGUGACAAAACAACUAGAUCUGAAGAUGAAGGGAAAGUGUUUGAUGUCAUCUGCCUUGGGCUUAGGGGGACCUAAUAGAAGCCUUUAGAUACCCAAGAGGAGAUCAUUGAGAAGGUAGAGCCAGUCUUUCUACUUAGGUGCACUGCAGGGUAACGAGAGACAGCACAAGUUGGAAAUUCCAAUCCGAAGUAAGGAAAUGAGGGCAGUUAGGUGUUGGGACAGGUUGCCCAGAAGGUUUGUCAUAUUCCUGUCUUUGAAGGUUUUCAAGAUCCAACUGGACAAAGCCCUGGGGAAACUGGCCUGAAUUCAGUGUUGACUUUGCUUUGAGCAGGAGGUUGCACAGGGUGACCACUUGGGGUCCCUUCUAAACUGAAUGAUUCUGUGAUUCUUGAAUAAUGCACUGUUUGUGAGGAGUAGAAGACAGCAAAUGUAAGGCAAUAGUGUAAUCUUAGAAAUUUUGGAUAAACAAGUUACUCUGAUAUUGAUUGAAAUAUUCAUCUAAAAGUAGGGUAUAAAAUAUGCUGUAUAAUAGAAUGUAAAAUGAAGGAUACCAGAACUAGUAAUUCCAUAGCAGAAGGUUUUACUCCAGUCUUCUAAAAUUCUUUGGAGAAGAUGCCAAAUAAAUAGGAACUAAUUAAUACAACUGUUCUGAUUAAUACAGUUGUCCAGACUACUAAAGUGUGUGUGCUUUGAAAUAUCCCUCAUGGGAGAUAACUGAGAAAUUAUGUUUUCAUGAAUCAAGUCCUGAUUAAGAUACUAAAAUAAAAACUGAAAAUAGAAGUUCAGUUUUUCCUGCUUUUAUGGCUUUCUUUGUACUACUUUAUUAAGACUUACAUUAAAUCUAAAAGUGAUCUGGAAAAGGCAUUAUUGGUAAAUAAGCAAAAUCUGCCACUGUCACAGUUAUUAGAUUAGUCAGGAAGAGAGAAAAUCCUGAGGAACAGAAGAAUCCAAAGGGGGGAAAAAAAGGUGAAUUGAUGUUAUGGUGGUAAGUGAAAUUAAUUAUUGAUGAACGCAGUGCAGUGCAUUGGAGGGAAUUUUGUGCUACUGAUUCAUGUAACUGGGUUUUAAGUUGACUGCUAUAGACGUUGAAGGUAGCUGAAAAGGAUACGUGAGUGAAAGUCCUUUUAAUCAUCAGUGGCAGCAGUGGAAAAUAAAAUUAUUGCUGAGUUUAUAAAGAGUGGGUUUGAUAACAGCAUUGCAAUAUAAAUUGAAGGUGUGCACUUCCUUGGAAAAAUAUCUCCAAUUGUACACCUGUCUCAGAAAAUAAUAGAAAUAGGAGUUCAGAUACAGACAGAUGAAAAUAUGACCAUAUCUGAAAAUGUAAUGUAAGUAGAUCCGUUUAACUGAAAGUGAUGAUGAAUAAGAUAAUACAUGUGCAGGCAUGCAAAAUAGUAGCUGGCAAAUAAAUGAAAAGAAAGGGUCUCUUACACCCUGGAAAUCUAGUAUUAAAUUGGAAGACCACAUAUUCUGUAUAGUGCUUAAUUAAGUUUGUAUGUAUUUGGCAGAAGACAAUAGUACGCUCAGGAAAUGAGAGGCUCAAAAAAUUCUUAGACUUUUGAAGAGUAACAACCCACUAAUUAACAUUUUUUCUUCCCACGGGGAUUUAAACCACUUAGCGUAGUCUGCAUUAGGAGGUUGCUCCAUGAUUGUCCAUUGUAGGAUUUUUAAUAUUAUCUCGCAUACUUCAGAGGAUUUUGUUACUUUAUAUUUGGUCUCGUCUAUCCAUCAUCAGUUCUUAUACAAUAGUGAAGAAGUGUCAAACAGGGACCCAAGCUGAGAAGGGUGCUUUUAGGGCUGGGCUAAUGGGUUAAUGCUUAGCUGCAAGAGGGUGUGCUCGAGUUCCUGUCCCUGCUCCACGAUUGCCUGAGUGUUCCCUUCUGUUACUGCUUUGUGCAAAACCAGCUCUGCUCUGGGUUCAAGGAUUAUAACACAGCCCUCUAAUCUCUCACAGCUGCGCUACCAAACUGCUAUACAAAAGACAGUGUCAUACUCCCCUUUUUUCCUAUUUAUUUUUCAUAAACAACAUUUGAAUUAUUUCUUGUUGAAGUGGAAUCUUUGUACAGAAAACUCAAGGAGUGCUGUCGUGCAGAAUAACCUAUGGAGUCAUUGUUAAAACACUGUAUUAUUCUUGCUCCAAGUCUAUCAAUCUGCUAUAUGCUGGCUUCACCACCAGAGGAGCAGUUUAUGAAUGAAAACAUGAAUGAAUGUAACCAGAUCUUAGCUUUAUAAGCAUCAAACCACUGUUCUGAUCUGUAAAUAUCUGGAAAAGGCCAUUGCCAAAAGUAACACUUUGCCUGUUGAACCGGGCCAGUUAUUGGUAUUAGCCUGUUUGAGAGUUGUGUCAUUGUGGUCCAGUAAGGAGAGCAUAAUAUUUACCAAGUUACAGUUUUCAGGUGGUGCUGUUUUUAAGACAGCUACUGAUGUGUUCAUCUUUCUAUCAAAUAUACUUACCUUCUUUAAUUUGCAAAUAGAUUUUUUUAAAUUUGAAAAUGUAUGCCUAAACUGAGCAUGUUUGAACUGUUUAAUGAGCUUGGUUCCCUCCCUUCUCUUGAGAAAUUUCUUGCAAUAUGUUAGUUAUAACUGCAUUAGCCUAUGACAUUGUAAUUUACCCUUGAGAACAGAGAAGGAAUUGCUGCAAUUUCACAUGCAAAUAAAAGAAUAAAUACAGACAACUCUUUUGAAAUUUGGAUUUUAACAGUUCCUUUACAAUAGAUGUCUUUUAAAAGUUAGAGCUAGAAAUAAAUCUGGGAAGUGUUACCUUCAGAAAGGAAGGUAUACUGGAAAUACUGCAGGCAUCCUGAAUUGGCUGUUGAGGCUACUUGUUCCUUAUGUACACAGGUAUAUACUCCUAGAAGAAGCCUUAGAAAAGAACUUAAAGGAUUUUUUUUUAAACAGGAAUUAUUCCAAAUUUCUGAAAUUGGUGUUUAAUUCUACUGUUUUAAUUCAAUAGAGGGUUUAGGAGGGUCUUAAUUUAACAUUAUGUGGUACUGAAACUUGGAAGGCAUGUUCACAGAACAAGGAAAUGGAAUAGAUAACCUAUCCACAGAGCUCAGGAGCAGCCUGAAAAUUUAUCAGAGGUAGAUGCAUUAAAAAAAAAAGGGUAUGUGCUUUCUACGCGUAUUGAAUUCACUUUUUGUAAACAUCAGAGAGAGACUGAAUCAUCUGGAUGGGGCUUGCACCGCAGUCGCUGCUUGAUCAGUGAAAAAGCAGAGUAACUGGUGCAUAGUACUUACUAGCAGAAGUUCUGUGGCCACCAGAAAAUGAUCUGACAAGUAGCAAAGAUUAAGGAAGAGAGCUGAAGCUCUUGAAGAGGAUUCUUAACUCUCUGCUGGGUCCAUUGAUAAAAUCCGUAUGAAGUCUACUGUAUGUCAAACCCCUUGAUGAUCUCAAUCGAGCGAUUCUCUGGUGUCUCGUGAAAGCUCAGCAUGAGAUAAAGGUUCCUGGAGACUUCUAGACACCACUAUGGCUGCUACAGUGAACUUGGAGCUUGAUCCCAUUUUUCUGAAAGCCCUGGGCUUCUUGCAUUCAAAGAGUAAGGACUCCGCUGAAAAGCUGAAAGCGCUUCUUGAUGAGUCCUUGGCCAGAGGAACCGACUCAAGCUAUCGUCCAUCUCAGAAGGAAGUAGAGCAACCGAAAGUAUCUGUUACCAAACCUAUUUCCAGUAAGCAAGAGCCUAAAGCUUCUUCUAGUUUGCCUUCUGGUAACAACAAUGGCAAGCCCACUGCAUCAGAAAAGGUGAAAAAAGAAACAGAAAAGAGAUCUGCUGAUAAAGUAAAGGGGGAUACCACUGAAGGAGCUGAUACGCCAAAGAAGCCCAGACUAGAGAAGCAAGAAGCUCGUUCCUCUCCUAUUACAGUUCAGACGAGCAAGGAUUUAUCCAUGCCUGAUUUAUCUAGCUUUGAGGAAACCAGUGCUGAUGACUUUGCUAUGGAAAUGGGAUUAGCCUGUGUUGUUUGCAGGCAAAUGACAGUUAUUUCUGGGAAUCAGCUAGUGGAGUGUCAGGAGUGCCAUAAUCUCUACCACCAGGAUUGCCAUAAACCUCAAGUGACAGACAAGGAAGCGAAUGAUCCUCGACUUGUGUGGUAUUGUGCGCGCUGUACCAGGCAGAUGAAGAGAAUGGCUCAAAAGACCCAAAAACCACCUCAAAAACCAGCUCCUGCAGUGGUUUCAGUUGCACCAGCUGUGAAGGAUCCAUUGGUCAAGAAGCCAGAAAUUAAGUUAAAACCUGAGACCCCGCCAACUUUUCUAGCAUUCAAGAGAACAGAAGUCAAGACCUCAGCAGCGAUUUCGGGGAACUCGGCCAGUACAAGUGUUUCCUCUUCAGCAACCAGUGGCCUUACAGGAUGGGCUGCUUUUGCAGCCAAAACCUCCUCUGCCAAUCCCUCAGCUGCCAAACUGGGAUCAACAGCACAGAGCACCAGUGGGAAACCUGCAGCUUCUUCAAAUAACCAGAAACCUGUGGGUUUGUCAGGGUUGGCAACUUCCAAAACAGGACUAGGGUCAAAAAUAGCUUCUGCCAACAACAGCACAAACCCUGUUCAGCUGAAACCUCCUCCGCCUCUGACACUGGGGAAAACCACUCUUAGCCGUUCAGUAAGCAGUGACAAUGUCAGCAAAGUAGGUCUUCCUAGUCCCAGUAGUACUGCGCCAAGCACCAGCAACCAGGUGAGCAGUGGGAAUGGCAACAGCGGGACUGCUGGUAACAGCGGGGGCAGCGCAAGCAAAACCACAGCAGAUACUGGUAAUCAGUCAACCUCCCUAAAAGGCCCCACUUCUCAGGAAUCUCAGCUCAAUGCUAUGAAGAGGUUACAAAUGGUCAAGAAGAAGGCUGCUCAAAAGAAACUCAAGAAGUAGUACAGCUGCUUGCUAGUUUUGUUGGUUGUGUUCUGUGAAACAGCAGCGUUGGUGGUUUGUUUUUUUUUUUUAAAGAAAAUCCCCUGGUUACUGGACUGAAGCAGUAGUUGAAUCGGGGAAGCCCAAAACCUAUGUUAUACAGGAGAUCAAACUUUGAUAAUCCUAGCAUUCCUUCUGACUUUGCAAAUCUAUGAAUUGAAUAUGUUGGAGGAAUUCUCUAUUAUAUGCUCCUGUUUUUUAGCUCAAAGCACUGAAACUUGAAAUUGUAAAAGUCGGGUAUUUUGGAGUAUAAAAAACAGAUUUAUGUGGACACUUAAUAAAUUGAACUUUCUGAAACUGCCAUUCUUAAA
This is a messenger RNA of Egretta garzetta (little egret), 6661 nucleotides long. RefSeq names its product integrator complex subunit 12 (gene INTS12). The record is from RefSeq and is a predicted model, not a curated record. The transcript has 7 exons. Bases 4920 to 6311 code for a protein of 463 amino acids. Gene Ontology annotation, biological process: snRNA 3'-end processing. NCBI's taxonomy places the organism in Eukaryota, Metazoa, Chordata, Aves, Pelecaniformes, Ardeidae. Gene Ontology annotation, cellular component: integrator complex.